UUGUCUAUCGGUUCCACGAUAGGACGAGUAGCCGGCAGGAUACGCGAUGCACGGUAUGCUCUCGAUAGCCGAGAAUACUUUCUUGCGCAAAAUGACCAUCCACAUCAUCGAAAUGGUGGAGCGAAGAGUCCACUCAGCAAAAAGAUCUGGAAUUACACACUCCUAGAAGAAGGCAACGGCGUUGUGUUCAGCGUUCGUUCACAUGAUGGGGAAGAAGGUUACCCGGGUAAUGCGAAUGUGCAAGUUUCCUACGUCCUGACUAACCAUAACGAAAUCUUGGUGCAGUUCUCAGCUAAUACUGAUAAAUCGACAUUAAUGAACUUAUCAAGCAACUUCUACCUGAAUUUGGAUGGUGAGGGUGCCACCCUUGAGAAUCACGAGCUCCAGGUCACCGCUACAUCAUAUUUGGAAACGGAAAAGGGUGGAAUAGUGACAGGUGAACUGAUCGACUUGCCAUCAACUUCACGAGAUCCUCAACCGUUGCGUAAAGAUAGAGUUGACGACUUCAAUCAUAUCUAUUGUUUUGAUCCGCUUCAGACGAAAUCAGCAAAGAAAUUCAGGCAUAUGAUGAGGUAGGU
Cylicostephanus goldi is the source of this 578-nucleotide messenger RNA. The record is from the annotation of a GenBank genome assembly. Lineage: Eukaryota; Metazoa; Nematoda; Chromadorea; Rhabditida; Strongylidae.